CCUAGCUGUCUCCCGGGGCAGGAGGCGCGCACGCAGAGGGGGUAACACCUUCCCCUCAUGCGGGGCGGGGGGAGCCUUGCCCAGGCGACAUGGAGGCCAGAGGCAGCUCGGCUGCAAAGGAGGGGCGAGCCCCAUCUGUCCCGCAGGACCCUGCGUGUCCUGACUCAAUAACAUCCCCAGAGGCCAAAAGAGGAAGUUUGUAUGAAGACUGGCUCAUAAGGGUUUACUGUCCAGGAUCCCAACGCAUGUAUGAUGUGCAAGCUCCAGAACAGCCUGUCCAGAGAAUCUCACCAUCAGUGUCCGAGAAGAUCAGAACAAUAAGCACUCUGUGCAAAAGAAAAUCUUCAAAAGAUUGGCUAAUGCAGGAAUCCUCAACUCCUUUGCAGCCCUGUUCAGGAGCACCUAACAUGGGUGGUUCAGAGAACCAAUGGUUACUAAAGCUGAAAUGUCCAAGGUCCCAGACAGAGUAUGACCUGCAGACUCCAGAACAGAGGGCCACCUCCUCCCUGGCUAGGAGCAGAUCCCCAAGCACUUUUGGCAGAAGUGCUUCUGAAAGGAAAAAAGCUUGUGAAGAUUGGCUAACACAGAAGCGGUUUUCUCAAGUGCAGGCAGUAUCUAAUGAAGGCCAAGAUAUUAUUGCUGCUACCCAGUCCAUCUUGGACAGAGAAAAUUAUUUUGUAAAGGAAGUGGACAAGUAUUUGAGACACAGAGAUUUCUUAGAGCUGAGAAAGAAGGAGAUCCAGUACAAGAAAUGGCUGGAGUGUGUUUCAGAGCCGCUGCUGCAGAAAAUUGAGGACAAAGUUGACAGCCAGUCAAGUGAAGAAAUAGAGGAAAGGAAACGAAAGCAGCUCUCUCUAUAUUUAAACUACUGUAAUAAGAAGGGUAAGGUGGCUUUGGAAGAUUAUGAUUCUUCAGAGUACGACCCUCUCUUCCUGAAUACACAUCCCACCUAUCUGAAGGCGAAGGGUGAAGAGAAACCAUAACGCUGGCACCCUGGACUUCAAGGCCUGGGCUGACAGCACGUGUCCUCCCACCCUUUGGAAAGAGGAGAUGUAUAUCUACUAGAAAGUUGGUCCUGGGUGCACAUACCAAAUCUUUCUGCCAAAGCAACUGACCACUUGCCAGUUAUCUUGACAAAAUGCAAUAAAACCAGCUUGCUAACCAUUCCUUUCUGAACUGCCUAUUGCAUAACAGUACAAACCCCAAAGAAAUGCAAAGUACUCUGCGCUACAUGGAUUUCCAGCCCCAGUAACAAUACUGUACAGACUACAGAUCUGAGAAAGUUAAAAUGGCAGGAGCUUCAUUUAAAAAUGUCACUGCAUAGAGACAGAUGACAAUGCUAAAACACUGAAGUUUAUCGCAAUGCUGUGAAAUGUUUGUAUUGAAAAGAGAAAUAAAUCACCGACAUUUUCCCUACCUUCCCAGCCAUUAUAUAGCCUUCUUAACAAUCCCAGAGACUGCCUAACUAAACAGACAACAAGCAAGACAGGAAAAGGACAUUUCUAGAAUCUGCACAUUCCUAUAUAAGGUGCUCUAUUACGACUCCAGGUCUGAUUUACUUCAGAUAUCAAAAAGUGCAGUGAAAACGUGUUAGGGAAAGCAGGUCCCUGGGUUGUCCUUUCCAAGACCUUGAAGGAGACCAACAUUCACUUACUAGUUCCAGAUCUUGUUUAUUUUCCAGUAGGCUAGAACUCUGAGGAUGGGGCACCUUGAGAAUCUCAAAAACAAAUCCUCUGUCUGAACAAUGAGCAAAUCAAAGUGCCCCUGGCCAGCCAACCUCAGUUUGAUGGAGGAAGGUAAGUGUAGCUUCUAUAGUAGUUAAACAACAUUCUCAAGCAACUGUUUGAGCUGGUAUUUACUUCACUGUUAAAACUUUGUACGUGAAAAUAAAUGUAUGCGUGUGAAAUAUAAAAUAAAGUUUGCUUACUAAUAUCA
Mauremys reevesii (Reeves's turtle) is the source of this 1935-nucleotide messenger RNA. It is a transcript of the gene FAM228B, whose product is annotated as family with sequence similarity 228 member B. Lineage: Eukaryota; Metazoa; Chordata; Testudines; Geoemydidae. The record is from RefSeq and is a predicted model, not a curated record. The transcript is spliced from 9 exons. The coding region runs from base 90 to 983 and encodes 297 amino acids.